GGAAAUAGGUGACGGUGGAGCAGUCCACGGAGCUGCUGAGCGACUGCUCCAGCCCCGGGUCGUCCCCGUGGACGGACGCGCACCGCGGGGGUACCGCUGCGCUCCGGAUCCGCUGGAUCUCAUCGUCCGACAGAAAGUUGGAGAUCUUCUCUCUGCGGAGGAAGUCCAGAAAGUUAUCCAGCCCCCCGGACAGCAGCUCCUCCAGAGCCAGCCGGUGCCUCUCGUUGUACACCUCCUGCAGGUUCAGCUCUCCGGCCCCGGUGAGUCUGGGAGCCGCCCUCAGAGGUUCCCGGGGAACUGUUAAACUUGUCCAUGUGACAGCAGUCCUAAAGUGGCAGAAGGCAUGAAGCAACACUGUGAUAUUAUAGUGGCUGGUCCAUGACACUAAACUCCAUUCAACCCUCUCCACUAUCCACCUGCCCUCUGUUCUCAUCACACCGGACAACCAAUCACUCACUCUCCCAUUUACACAAAGCUGCACUAUGGCCAGCAAGAGGAAAUCCACUGUACCCUGCAUGAUACCAUCCAAAUCCAAACAUGUGCGUGAGGAAAUCAUACUGGGCUCGCUACCAGAACUCCUACCAACAAUCCCAGAAGAUAGCAUACUCAGCAUCUCUGGAGAAGAGUCUGGCCAUUUCUCUCACAGCUCCUCCAAAUCUGAAAGUGGCAGUGAGAUGCAGAAAGGAGGCACAUACAGCUGUCAGACUUGCUGUUUCGAGUCCAGAGAUCUCAACUACUUUUUGGAUCACAUGCACAACUGCCACUUAGACUUCAGGGCCCAGCCCACCUUCUACUGCCUGAACUGUGGGGUGUCUGUCGUCCGCUUCGAGGCUCUCGCACUGCAUAAUGCCACGGCCCACCCUAAGAUAAUGGAGGGCUUGGCUACUGCCUCUCUAGCCGUCAACAAGAGGGAUGGAGUAACAGCUGUGGAGCAAAGCCUCUUCACGGACAGCAGAGAAGAGUCCAGAGAAUCUGGGAUCUCCCUCACCAAAACACCAAUCGCAAAGAUGAUGAAAGCCAAGGGAGAGCACAAAAAGAUUGUGGUUUCUCACACCGUGGAGGUACGGAAGAUAGACACUGGAAAGGAUGUAGACCCCAGUAUGCUGACAAAUGUGCCUGAACUCCAAAACGGGGCUCUCAGUGUUUCUGCUGCUGCCCCAGCUAUGCCGAGGACCACUGUCACUCAUGUGAUUACGACGACAGUGUCCAACCAAGUCUUUCACCAGCACACUCCCUCCCUUUACUCUCCCCCUUCCUCCAAUUCCAAUAAAGACCUUCCAAAGGUGAUGAUCCCCCUCAGCAGCAUCCCCACCUACGAUGCUGCCAUGGACACCAGCAGCUUUCUCAAAACAUCCUUUGGCAAGUUCCCCUACCCGACCAAAGCCGAGCUCUGCUACCUAACGGUGGUUUCAGAGUUCCCCGAAGAGCAGAUCAAACUGUGGUUUACUGCCCAAAGGCUCAAGCAGGGCAUAAGCUGGUCUCCUGAAGAGAUUGAAGAGGCCAGAAGGAAAAUGUUCAACACCGUGUUCCAAGGUGGAGCACCCCAAAAGCAACCCACUACACCACGGCAUGUCAAUCACUUUGUAACCCACCACACUGUCACUGCCCAUCCAGGCUCAAAAGGACCAAACUUUCAGAUGGCCAGACUUCCAUACGGCAGUUUAAAGCCCAGGCCUCUCGGAGUCAUGGCCACCCAGGCCAACAUGUCAACCAACCCUCAUGUCACCAGGGUCUCGUAUUCUACUCCAAUUGCCCCCCCACGGUUUCCAUCUGUAGUCAGAACAGCACAGGUACUGACCAAGAAUUCUGAACCCACUGUGGAGCCAGACAAGAGCAAUGGCCUGGACAUGCCUGGAAGCAGCGGUUGUGUCAGUAGCACCAGCAGCAGUCAAAGCAGCAGUAGCAGCAGCAGUUGCAGUAGUAGCAGCAGCAUCAGCAGCUAUUCCAGCAGUAGUAAUGGUGUUGACACUAUCACCAGGAAACCUGUGCACAGCAGCAGCCCAACCAACAGCAUCAACAGCAUUGCUGCAUGCUCUACUAACAUUAGCAAUAAUGAUGAGCACUGUGUUACUGACACUAACGACAAACCAAAUGUCAAAAGCACCAGUUUACCAAUCGGAUUGGAAGGUUCCAAUGGUACCAACAGUCAAGUGAUCAUCGACAACACCAGCAAAUCCAACGUCACCUGUAACAAUCACAACAGCAGCACCAUCAGUGCACAAGAGCCAGCCCCCACCGCGAAGCCCGACAAUGAACACAACAGUUACAUUCACAAGACCAACAACAGCAGUAUUAGCAGUGAAUACCCCAGUUCUACCUGUAAUGACAGUGUCCCUAACCUGAAUCAUGCCAGCAGAUCCCCAACUGAAAGCACCAGCACCACUGUCAUUACAAAAAGCAGUUCAACCAUUUUAGAUGAGGAUAAAUGCAACAAAGACUUUCCCAUAAAAGGCAUGUCAAUCCUACAGCAGCUCAUUAAGGAGGAGGACCCGUUUUGCGGCGACAAAAGCCGCCCAGAGCUCAAAGUUGACCCUAUCAAGAUCAACUUCAAGAGGCUGAAGAUGAAUGAAGCAGAGACUACAUCUGAGAUUGUACAUCACGAGCACAGGUCUGAGAUUGCCGAGGUGUCGGCUUGUCAGCCGUCUUUCUCACCCCCGUGGGGCAACAAGACACCGCAGCAGCUGCACAUCCUCCGACAGGUUUUCUCCAACACCCGCUGGCCCAGCAGUCAGCAGUACGAGGAGUUAAGCGUCCAGACAGGCCUUCCUAAGUCCGAGGUGGUGCGCUGGUUCAGUGACAGCCGGUACAGCCACAAGAACGGGCAGCUGAAGUGGCUGGAGACCUAUCAGCGACCGCCUGCAGAGUCAGAGGACGCGAGGGGCCCCGGAGACGCAGGGGCCGAGUCACCGAAGGAGACUCCAGUGGUCCAAAAGAAACUUGUUGAGCAAGACAUGAACAAGCACCUUGAAGGAGCAGCAGGACUGAACUCAGGGCAGCGGGCUGUGUGGCAGGAUUCAUACUCACCGCUGCUGGGUCUGAUGGGAUCCGAGGGGAGCGACGAGCGAGGCCAAGCUGAGCAGUCAGCGCAGCCGGGAGACCUGCAGGACACCUGGUCAGAGCGAGGAGAGGACCACCAGCAGCCAGUGGCCAGCCAGGCACUCAUUGAACAACAGACUGAUGCCAAUCAGGCCAGGGAUCGCCUGAGGAUGGAGCUGCUGGAAGUGUGAUGAAGCGGCCCAGUCUCGCCAGAGGAACGUGAUGUUUAAAGGCUGGCUUGCUCCCCUUGCCGUAGUCUGAAAUAAAGAAAAAAGUAAAGAAAAGAAAAAAAACAAAACAAAAAUGAGUGUUCAUAAUGACAGCAGAUGUGAUUGUAGCUGGACCGUUGGACUCUGACUGUAACUGUGAAUACCCCCCACCCCUCCUCCUCCUCCUCCUCCUCCUCCUCCUCCUCUUUUUCCAUCUGCCAUCACUUCCUGCCAUCGUCAAAAGAAAAGAACUUCUCACCUUUGAGUCCUGUGAUGUUUAAGCCUUUCAUGCUUCUUUGUGGUUGUGUGGGGAGGGUGCACAAUGAGGUCAGUACGAGGGAUCAAAGAAAAGAAAGAAAAGACGCACACUGACUGGAAAACUGACUUGAAUGAGCGAAGAUAGGGUAGGAUAUGGGCCGAGAGAUAUUGUUUUUGGGUCAGAGGGAGAAAUAUAUAUAUGAUUGAAACUGCACUAUAAAAGAGGGUUUGUACUGACUGGACAAACAAAAGAUGUGUCAAGGAAAUGUUAUUGUUGGCUUUGUGAUAUUUUUUACUUUUUUAGCAACCAGUACUUCAGCACUGCCUUGAAUUUUACUUUUUCCGUUAUUCGGUUUUUUCAAUUCUACUUACUCUUCUAUAGUCACUGUAAGUCCAGAUGCAAUCAAACAUGUUUUAUUUAGAUCUGUAUAAAUGUUGGUGAUCACUUUGCAGUUCAGCUACACGCAAGAGACUAUAUACAAUGCACUAAUGAAGACAGCAAUGCUAAAAAUCACACUGCUCCACAGUAAAGGUAUUGACAGCUCUGUCAAGAUCAAUACACUACACUGCCCUGCAAAAUGAACAGAGAGAAGCCUGUCACGCUAACGUUGCCUUACUCAGCUCUGUCCAUGUGUUUAUAUGACCUGUCUGUCCAUCACCUUGCUUUCCAGCUACCGUGCUGUCCAGAAAAAGAAAAAAAAAAAACAGGAAAGAAAAAAAAACACGCCAGUGCAUUGAUGGUCACUGUUGGUCUAUAUCUGUGAAAAAAUCUUGUGCUGCUUUCUGUACACUUGGAGAUGUUUAACUUUAAGCUGUAAUUGUAUGAAAUAUUGUUACUGGCAAAAUGUUGAUAAAAGCAAAAUUAUCAAUUUGAUCCCUAGACACUGACAGAGUGAGAUAUUGUGCUAGCUAGAGAGCCAAAUGAGGAGACCUUUGCUCUCCUCUGAAUUUUCUUGUGUUUAUAUAAACAUACAGUCACUACAUGAAUCCUACUAAGCUGCAUCUUUGUUAAGCUGCUAAUAGCUAAGAACGGUGCUAUACCAUCCAAAGUGAAAUUGGAGGUUGAUCUCCUACCAGCAGUGUAUGCACUUGUGUCGAAUGUUACAAAUUUAUUUUGGUUUGAGAUAAUGGAAUCUGGACUUACGGUGUUAUGAUCACUUAAAAACUUUUAUGAAAUAGUCUGAUCAUAAAGCACUGUUGUAUCAUCCUUUCUACACUUCUGAAUCUUUACAGAAUAAACUGAAUACUCACCAAGCA
Amphiprion ocellaris (clown anemonefish) is the source of this 4760-nucleotide messenger RNA. RefSeq names its product zinc fingers and homeoboxes 3a (gene zhx3a). The record is from RefSeq and is a predicted model, not a curated record. The coding region runs from base 483 to 3227 and encodes 914 amino acids. Gene Ontology annotation, cellular component: nucleus. The transcript is spliced from 3 exons. Gene Ontology annotation, biological process: regulation of transcription by RNA polymerase II. Lineage: Eukaryota; Metazoa; Chordata; Actinopteri; Pomacentridae. Gene Ontology annotation, molecular function: DNA binding; DNA-binding transcription factor activity, RNA polymerase II-specific.